AGACGUGCGAUCGUUUUCAUUUCGUUUGCUAAUGUUUUUGGAAGCUAAGCGCACUGUGAAUUCAGCAAGUGGCUCUAUGGUGCUGGAAGACGAACAGAUUUUUCACUGUAUACAACAAUGGACAUCUCCACUUUCCGUGCAACCUCAUGAUUUAAUAUGUACAACUUGUUGGAAUGAAGCCAGUCGAGCAAUUACAAGCUUGAGCUCAGCUGGUAGGAACUGUGCUCUUUGUAAUACAGUGCUGCCUCUUCGCACUCGAUCACAUCAAUUAAUCGCAUUGAGGACUGAUACUCAACAUCAUGUGAAUAUCAGGAACAUCAUCUUUGAAAGACUUCUACCAUUGCAGGUUCGUGCAUCAGAUUACAUUUGUUAUCCUUGCUGGCAAAGAGCUGAAAGAGCUGCAAAACAUUACUCUUUGCCGUCAUCAUCAAGAGGUACUGCGGCCUCAAGAGUACCAUUGAGAUGUAUUAACUGUAAUAUUAAUUUGAUAAGAAUGAGACGACGUAUUUUAGAAGAUAAUGCAAUUCUGUUACAAGUACAACAACAGAUUACACCAAGAGUUGCUACUUCAGCGGACUAUAUUUGUGAAGCGUGUCACACAUUGAUAUCUGAGAGAAGUGCAACAGUAGAAGAUUUACAAGAUUCUACUCUUACUGUGGGUCACCUAAACAUAUGCCUAAUAUGUGGUCAUUCAUUGACAAAUGCUAGAAGUCAUGAAGUCCUAGCAGAAAUCAACCGCCAUGUUUUACACAUCAUUCAAAAUUGGGUUCAGCCACGGCAGGUUCAACCAUCAGAUCUUGUUUGUCAUAGAUGUUAUCAGCAUGCAGAAACCACUCUGAAUGAGGCAAGAUCUGAAGUAUCAGUGCCACAAGCUGAUAUAAUUAUACUGCCUAACUACUCAAGAGCUCCUGACACUCAUUCUCGUUGCAUAUUUCCAACCUGUACAAGAAUGUCACAACAAAUGGUUCCACUUACGUUACGCAUAAGGCUUUUUAGUGAUCACAAAUACUAUAUACCACGCAAUUGUCGUAUAUGUAGCUUCCAUUUAGAAAGUCAGACAUGGUCAGACUUGUUUGAAGGAAAUAUGAAUCACAGUUUUACAGCUGCAUAUAUUGAAGAUUUUUGAGAACUAUUGAAGGGUGAUAAAAACACAAUUGAUUUUAAUGACAUUAAUGGGAUGGGUGAUAGUGUAUUCUAUUAUUGGUUGGGACAUACAAAAGAGCAGUUUAGAGAAUUAGAAGCAACGUUGCCCGAUUUCCAAAACCGUGCCACAGCACUUGGAGCAUACUUAAUGAAAUUACGAACUGGAGAUUCAGACGACAAAAUUUCAACAUUAUUGAAUAUGAGUAGAACUAAAUUAUCAAAGUUGUUAAACAAAGGUCGAGAUGUUAUGACAGAGCAUUUUGUGCCACAACAUUUAGGCCUUGAACAUAUAUCAAGGCACCAAGUUGCAGAAAAGAAUCUGUAUAUUCCAAAUAAUUUAUUCGGAAACCCAGGGAGUUGUAUUGAAGAUAGAAAGGCGAUUGCAGUAAUGGAUGGCACAUACAUUUAUGUACAAAAAAGCAGCAAUUAUUCUUACCAAAAGAAGACUUAUUCGCUUCAUAAGUAUAGAAAUCUUGUGAAACCAUUCCUCAUCGUAUGUUGCAAUGGUUAUAUAAUUGAUGUGCUGGGCCAGUUUGCAGCUACAAAAUCUGAUGCUGAUAUUGUAAAAGAUCAGUUCAGAGACCCUUCACAACCUCUUUGGCAGUAUUUUAGAGAAGGAGAUGUAUUUAUUCUGGACAGAGGUUUUAGGGACUGUAUUUCUUUGUUAGAAAACUUAAAUUACGCAGUGCAUUUCCCUCUGUCUCUGCAACCAAGCGAGUUCCAAAUGAGUACACAAAAUGCCAACGAAUCUCGAAAAGUGUCAUUAUGUCGGUGGGUCGUAGAGGUUGUGAAUGGGAGAUUUAAAAGAGAUUUUAAAUUGUUAAGACAGGAGUAUUUUAAUAAAACUUCAAAGCAUUUAAUGGCAGAUUUCAAGGUCGCAGCAACGUUAUUAAAUAAUUUUCAUUCCCUUUUAGUUGACAGAGAUGAUGCAAGAGAAAUUGUUUCAGUAAUCCAAGAAAAAUUAUUCACAGAAAAUACAUUGGCAGAUUUCAUAGAAAUUCAUAAUUUAAAUAGAAAACGGGCCCAGUUUGAAAGCAUGACUGUUCAAAUCAAUAACCUUAAUAAUUUUCCACAAUUGGAAUAUAAUGAUUUGAUUUUGAUAUCAUUAGGGAUUUACCAAAUUAAACAAGCCCGCUCAUACUAUGGCGAGCAUGUUCGUCAAGACGGUAAUUAUGUUGUUGAAGUAUGCAGGGAGGUUGAACAGGAGUUGAUUAGUGAAUUACAUUUACUACAUUCUGAAAAUGUAUGGCUCUUGAGAGGCAAAAUACACAGCAGCCAUAUUAGUAGUAAAACUUAUUUUGUAUAUAUUUUGGUUGAUGAAUCAGGCAGGAGGGAGGCAAUAAAAAAUUAUUGUUGUAAUUGUGUUGUUGGGCGCAGAACUAUAGGUUGCUGCGCCCAUGUUAUGACUAUAAUAUGGUAUUUAAGUUGGGCACAAUACCAAGACAAUAUCAACCCCCCUGCUCAAUUCUUGGAUAAUAUUUUGCUCGAAAGUAAUGAUGAUUAGUAAUAUCAAUUUAUAUAAUUACUUUGGAUGCCAGAUGUAUAAGUUGUGUUUAUUUGGUAUGAAUAGAAUAAACACCUAAUCACAACCUGAGUUUUAUUUACCGUAUAAGUGCUAGGCUAAGACUGAACCACCUACACUAGCAAUAACAUUCACCAGUUUCUCGUCUGUAUAACACAUUAAAUACAUGGUUUAUUAAUGAUCCCAAGGAUGUUUUCUGUCUUAAACUUAACCAGUUUCGUGCACAUUUGUCAAAAAAAUCCCAGAUUAAUUAUACCUAUCUGUUAUCUGUUAUAACUUGUUUAAAAUUAACCUUAUUUUAACAUAAAAGAUACUUAUGUCACAUGUUAAAAUAGCACGCUGUGUUUAUACCUGUAACUGAUUGUGCAUUUAGCUCAUAAUAGUUUAUUACAAUGUAACUACUUUAAGUUUCUGUAAUGUAACAGUCGUUGGUAGACCAAAUAAAUAAAUAAAAUAAAAAACAUAGUAAUAUUUCAUACAAAUAAAACAUAACCUCAAAAUCUCUAUGAUAACUUAAUAUCUAUGUUUUCAGAAGUGUCCGUCAGAAGUUAUUGUUCUUACAUACAAUUAUGUGUAAUUUCGGACUUAAAAAGAUAUUUUUUUUCUCUGUUGGUUCUUAGGCGAACAUUGUAUGGACGCAAAACAUUGUCCUUUUUCAGUAUGUCAAAAAUUUGAAUUGGCGCGUAACCGCAACGAUGCAACGCAAUAGCUGCAACACUUCUUUAAGCAUCCACUCCAUAUUUAAAAAUGAGUAAAAUUCUAAAAAGUAUACAGUUUUAUUUUCAUGAACCAUUCGAAAUUCGAAUUCAAUAAACUUUUUUGUGGCCAGCAUUCUAAAAGAAAAGUUUUUACUGUGUGACAAUACUUAUGACCUGACUAGGUAAUAGAAUCCUUAGCUUAUGUAGGCACAAAACUUACGUUUUUUUAAUAAAUCCAUAACUUUUAUUUUUUUUAUAAGUAAAUGACUUUUAAAUAAAAGUAGGUAGGUACUUUUAGGACAAAAUAGUAAUGUGAGAGAUUGUUUAGAGUAAAUAACAUAGCUAUUAAAACAACUUUUAAAAGAGCUUUUUACGUGGUAGAGCCAUGCUGCAGCAAUAUUAGUGGUAUAGUUGUAGUACGAAUGGGUCGGCUCGACCGGCGAAGGACCACGCUCUCCCAGAAUACCAGCGUAAAAUAGCAGCUUAACACUGCUAUGUUUCGUAUGGUGAGUGUAGAGUACCGGAGACCCUUUUUACUGGAAAAGAGGCAUUCCGUCUUAGUCCUCACGGGUGACAACGCAUCUGCAUUUUGAGUCUUUAUUGAGGAUAGAUGAAGAUGUCUAUGGGUCACAUUAACCACUUACCAUCAGGUGGACUGUGUGCUCGUUUGUCACCCUAUCCUAUAAAAAAAAAAGAGCUCAAAGGUCCUGUUACUACAAAAUAUACAAUCCCUAUAUGAUUUUCUGAUGAGAGAAGGCUUGGGCCCAGCAAUGGAUCGAAUGUAAGCUUUGUGUUUAUUAAUAAAAAAAUAUUCUUUGAAAUACGUAAUUAAAGUAGGUAUUUCCACGAUGAAAUACUUCACCUAAAACUAAAAAUUAUCGCCAUAAAUAUUACGCAAAAUUUUCAUUAUGAAGUGCAGCAAUCAGUGUUGAGCCGGUGGUGGAGCGUAACGGCAUUAUUUCUUAGCUUCGUAAUCUUUGGGCAUUGCAUAAUGCUUAGAUGGGUACCUAGAUGUUCAUCUAAUAGUUAUUUUUAAAAUUAAUUGUUUGCUUUUUAUUCAUUCAUUUUGUUACGAUUUUGUUUUGUUUGGUGGUGCUGCAGCUAUAUUGUGGUUGCAGCACGAAUGGGUCGGCUCAACCGGGGUAGGACCACGCUCUCACAGAAUACCAGUUUAAAAUAGCAUCUUAAUGCUGCUGUGUUUCGUACGGUGAGUGUUGAGAUCCCGAGACCAUUUUUACUGGAAAAGGCAUUUCAUUACAGUCCUCAGGGAUGACAACGCAUGUGCAUUUUGAUUCUUAAUUCAGGAUAAAUGUAGAUGUCUAUGGGCUGCAGCAUCCACUUACCUUCAAGUGGACUGUGUGCUCGUUUGUCACCAUUAUUCUAU
Molecule: messenger RNA, 4747 nt
Organism: Parnassius mnemosyne (clouded apollo)
Lineage: Eukaryota; Metazoa; Arthropoda; Insecta; Lepidoptera; Papilionidae
Source: the annotation of a GenBank genome assembly